Messenger RNA from Penicillium malachiteum, 5436 nucleotides. Its product is annotated as putative Ras GTPase activating protein. NCBI's taxonomy places the organism in Eukaryota, Fungi, Ascomycota, Eurotiomycetes, Eurotiales, Aspergillaceae. The record is from RefSeq and is a predicted model, not a curated record. Gene Ontology annotation, biological process: regulation of actin cytoskeleton organization; regulation of GTPase activity. The transcript has 3 exons. Bases 1 to 5436 code for a protein of 1811 amino acids. Gene Ontology annotation, cellular component: cytoplasm. Gene Ontology annotation, molecular function: GTPase activator activity; protein binding.
AUGUCGAGUCAAUUCCCUUCGCUCAAGCGGGCCCAGACCGAUCUCCCAGCGCAGCAAUCCAGCCCAUUGCGACACGGGUCAACAGCGUCUACAAACUCUUCCAUCUACUCCGUCGGAUCAAGCUCCUUUGCUCCCAGUCGAACAAGCACGGUUUCAUCCAAUGCAUCCAUAAAAAGCACUUUAAGCCAUCACCGAGGGAAAAGUGAGGCCAGUGCUGUCAUCAUGGAAUCAACAGACCGAGGAUUACCCAAUGCUGGAUCAACGUAUGAGAAUAUCCGUCGGUCUUUGCGACCCUUGCAACAGGCGCCAAACAUUUCCCCAACAAGCCCCAAGGCGGGCGCCUAUCGUCACACGCGCAGUCACACUAUCGAUGAACAACAGCAUCACAAGGAUGUUCGACCUAGUACCCCCGAGUCACAUCACGUCCAUUUCAAAGAAAACGAAUCGCCCCGGUAUCGAUCCCCCGCAGUUGAACCUCAAACAUCUCCAAUGGGAGCUUCCCCGCGCCAUUGGUCUCCUACUCCAACCCCGGGAUCGUCGCGUCCUUCAUCGCCCCAAAAGACAUUGCCUGGAAGUCCUCGCCCAGCUCAGUUGACGACCGCAAUUUCUGCGCCGGAACUCGAAACGUUUCAAAAAUCGUCUAUCGGUCAUCUCCGAACAUUGUCAAAGUUCGCUAAAUCCGGGGAGGGCGAGGAGUUUCAACUUGCGUCCGCCACUGCUUCUGUGAUUGGGUUACAGGGACGGCGACGCUUGAAACGUGCAGAUUCGGUGGCCGGAAGAAAGGGUGCCAUAUCUCCAGAAAAGCCCAAGGCGUCUUCAUGGGCAGCAGGAAAUUGGAUGGAUCAACAGCGUCAAUUUUUACAAGCAUAUGAAUAUCUUUGUCACAUUGGUGAGGCUAAAGAAUGGAUCGAGGAGGUCAUCAAGAAACAAAUUCCGCCAAUUAUUCAGCUUGAAGAAGCCCUGAGAGAUGGCGUGACGCUAGCAGAGGUGGUCCAAUCAAUGUAUCCCGACCGAAAUUUGCGCAUAUUUCGACAUGCAAAGCUACAAUAUCGCCACUCCGAUAACAUCGCAGUUUUCUUCAGAUUCCUUGAUGAUAUUGAACUGCCCGAGCUUUUCCGAUUUGAGCUCAUUGACCUUUACGAAAAGAAAAACAUUCCGAAAGUCAUACACUGCAUUCAUGCUCUCUCUUGGUUACUAUUCAAAAAUGGCAUGCUCGACUUCCGAAUGGGAAACCUUGUUGGUCAACUCGAAUUCGAACAUCAUGAGCUUGAGAAAACUCAAAAGGGCCUCGAUAAAGCGGGUGUCAGUAUGCCAAGUUUCGCAGGUAUGGCCGCAAAUUUCGAUGCAGAGCCAGAACCUGAACCGGAGCCCGUCGAAACGGAGGAGGAGCGAAUUGACCGUGAGCUUCACGAGAACCAGGCCUCAAUUUCCGACUUUCAGGCUCAGGUUCGAGGUGCUAUGAUGCGCUUGAAGCUUGGCAAUUUGAUGAAUGAUCUCUGGGACUUUGAGCCGCUUUUGAUUGAAUUGCAAUCUAUUAUGCGCGGUGAUUGGGCCCGACAAGUUAGCCGAUAUCGAAUUGAAAUGCGCCAAUUUGCGGUUCAACUGCAAGCAAUCAGCCGAGGAUUUAUUGUGCGUCACCGUCAAAAAGGGGAAACUGAGUGGCGAAAGGCACAAGAAUGCGACAUUCUCGAGCUACAAAGCCUCAUUCGGGCGUGCAAAGCGCGAGCCCAAAGCAACUUGCUGCAGACUCGUGUGCGAAAAGAGGAGUCUGGAAUCAAGAGUUUCCAAGCAGCGAUCCGAGGUGCGCUUCAGCGGAAGAUUGUCGCCGAUCAGUACGACGAGACUCAAGAUGCAGAAAAGGAUGUUACGGCUCUCCAAGCGGUGAUUCGAGGUGCACUACAACGAAAGAUUGUCGCCGACCAAUACAAGCAGACCAGAUAUGCGGAGAAUGACGUGACUGCUCUCCAAGCGGCUAUUCGAGGUGUACUACAACGGAAGAUUGUCGCCGACCAAUACGACCAGACCAGAUAUGCGGAGAAUGGUGUGACUGCUCUCCAAGCGGUGAUUCGAGGUGCACUACAACGAAAGAUUGUCGCCGACCAAUACGAUCAGACUAGACACGCAGAGAAUGACAUGCUGGCUCUUCAGGCCGCGAUUCGAGGUGCAUUCCAAAGGAAGAGUAUCGCCGACCAAUACGAACAGCUCAGCUAUGCGGAGAGUGGCGUGUCAGGUCUCCAAGCAGCCAUCCGGGGAUCUUUGCAGCGAAAGGAAAUUCACAACCAGUCUCAGCAAGUAGAGCAGGCUAGCAGCCCUGUCAAGUCACUGCAGGCAGUGAUUCGAGGGAACCUCGCUCGCGAAAAAGUGGCUCAAAUCAAGACUUCUCUCCUCAACGAGAGCCUCAGUGUGACUUUACUGCAAGCAGGGGCUCGGGCACUUGCAUGUAGGAGCCGUAUUUUGCAGCUGAAUGAUGAUCUCGCAAAGACAGGGCAAGACUGCGUCGAUCUGCAGACAUUGAUUCGCGGUGCUGCAGCUCGCCAGAACAAGAAAGCGCUCUGUGAUGAAUUGGCGCAGCAUACAUCACCCGUCGUUGAUCUACAAGGCAUCAUUCGAGGCCAAGCCCAGCGAGAGUUCUUACAAUUGCAGCACACCAAGCUUUUGAGGGAGGAGAGCGCUGUUUUAGACAUUCAGUCCAUGACCAGAGGCUUGAUUCAACGCAAGUACAGAGAAAAUGAACGCAGAAUGCUGGAACAACAGGAGAAUUUUAUUGUUGACCUCCAAGCACUUUCUCGAGCCGCCUUGGAACGCAUAAGAGUUGGUGAUAUUCUUACCAGACUAGAAGAGAACGAAGAGGAAAUUUUUGAGCUUCAAGCCCUGAGUCGCGCCAUGCUCCUUCGUUGUCAGGUUGGUGAGAUGCUUGCGGACCUGGAGGAUGAAGAUGAAUUUAUCACCGACCUGCAAGCCAGCAUUCGUGGGAUGCUCGUCCGCAAUCGAUUUGAGGAGCGCCGUCGUCAUUACAAUAGGAACAUGGAGAAGGUGAUCAAAGCUCAAAGUGUUAUCCGGGCGCGCAUCCAAGGUCAUGCGUACAAGAGUCUCACCAGCGGAAAGAACCCACCCGUGGGGACUGUCAAGGGCUUUGUUCAUCUUCUCAAUGACAGUGACUUCGAUUUCGAUGAGGAGAUUGAGUUUGAGAGGUUACGCAAGGUCGUUGUUCAACAAGUGCGGCAAAAUGAGCUUGCAGAGCAGUAUAUCAGUCAACUGGACAUCAAGAUCGCUCUACUAGUCAAGAACAAGAUUACCCUUGAUGAAGUUGUCAAACACCAAAAACACUUCGGCGGUCAUAUUGGCAAUUUGCUCUCCAGCACCGACAUGUCCUCCAAGGAUCCGUACGACCUGAAGGCCUUGAACAAAACUUCCAGAAGAAAGUUAGACCAGUACCAGGUCUUCUUCUUCCUUUUACAGACUCAAUCACAGUAUUUGGCAAGACUAUUCCAGCGACUCCGACAGGUCAAUACCUCAGAUAAAGAGUAUGAAAGAAUCAAGCAUUUGAUGAUGGGUCUUUUCGGAUACUCCCAAAAGAGACGAGAAGAGUAUUACCUCGUUAAGCUUCUUGCACGUUCCGUGAAAGAAGAUAUUGACGGGUUUGUGGCACUUCCUGAUUUCUUGCGCUGCAACGCAUUCUGGAACAAACUAUUCGGUUCUUACGCUAAAUCACCCCGAGACCGUAAAUUUAUGCGUGAUGUCCUGGGAACUGUGGUAAAGGACUCUAUCAUUGACAACCCACAACUGGAUCUCGAGAGUGAUCCGAUCCAGAUCUACCGCUCUUCAAUCAACAAUGAGGAGCUGCGCACUGGUCAACGCAGUCGACGACAUCCAGAUCUUCCUCGCGAGGAAGCAAUCCGAGACCCCGAGACUCGUGAAACUUUUAUCCAAAAUUUGCAAGAUCUCCGCGACAUCGCCGAUCUGUUUUUCGCAGCCUUUGAAGAUUUCCUGUACCGCAUGCCUUUUGGUACUCGAUACUUGGCCAAGCAAAUGUACGAGAACCUGCUUGAGCGUUUCCCCAAUGAGGAACCUGGAUUUGUGCUCCAGACAGUUGGUCACUGGAUUUGGAAGAGUUAUUUCCAGCCAGCUUUGCUAGAACCGGAGAGGAAUGGAGUGGUAGACCGAGGCCUGACGCAAGAACAGAAGAGGAACCUUGGAGAGAUUUCCAAGGUAGUUGCUCAGGUUGCUUCUGGUCGUUUAUUUGGCGCUGAAAACGUUUAUCUCCAACCUCUGAACACAUACAUUGGCGAAUCAAUACAGCGGCUUGGCAGCAUUUGGGGACAGUUAAUUUCUGUCCAAGAUGCGGAGGCCUACUUUGAUAUUGACGAGUUCAAUGAUCUGUAUGCCAAGGCCAAGCCCACUUUGUAUAUCAAGAUGUCCGAUAUUUUCUCUAUUCAUCAACUGGUGGCCUCCCAAAUCGACUUCAUGUGUUCUUAUCCCGGCGACAUCCUCAAACAGCUUGUGCACGACCUCGGCAACGUCAAAAGCAACGAAAAUGAGUUGAUGAGUGUCAGCUCCACGGAAAUCAACCUCACUCUUAACCCCAAGCUAGCUCAAGUCGAAGACCCUGAAGCUGCAGUGAAAGCCUUGUUUAUGGAGACUAAGCGAUGCAUUCUUUACAUCAUUCGAGUACAGAGUGGUACCAACCUACUGGAUAUCAUGCUCAAGCCGCCCAGUGACGGAGAUGAAGAGAGGUGGCGAACACUGGUGCGGGAUGAGCUUAGCACAACCAAUCCACGUCGAGGUGCCUACUCCGAGGCCAGCAGCUUGAUCGAUAUCGGCUCAAUGAGCUACUCAGCGCUCAAGGGCACUGCGUUGGAGAACAUCCUGCGCCUCGAGCAAGCUGGCAAGAUAAGCCGACAAAACCACUACCAGGAUCUUUUGAAUGCCAUUGCCAUUGACAUCCGAACCAAACAUCGCCGCCGGGUUCAACGGGAGCGUGAGUUGGAAGGAGCCCGGUUGACUUCAGCGCGUCUCAGCGAUCAAGCUAGCUACUUGGAGGGACAACUCAAGACGUACAACGAUUACAUUGAACAGGCCAUGGUCACUCUUCAAACCAAGAAGGGAAAGAAACGAUUCUUGAUGCCUUUCACCAAGCAGUGGGAUCAUCAGCGCGAGCUUCAAAAAUCCGGCAAGGUGUUCAAAUUUGGAUCCUACAAAUAUUCGGCCCGCAAUCUGGCAGAUCGUGGAGUCCUUGUUGCUUGGAAGGGUUAUUCCGAUCGACAAUUUGACCGAGUGGAUUUGACCAUCUCCAGCAAUGAAGUUGGUGUGUUCACCAUAGAUGGUAGCAGUGGUAACAUGAUGGUCCCCGGGCCAAUGCGCAAGUACCACUGGAUGAUCUGUUGCAGGCGCAAUUCAACAAUACACAAUUCAUGGACUUUUUCGAUGCACAGAUGA